AUGUAUCAUUUAUCGUCAUGUCUUAUGUUUGACGGGGUUGGGCUCGAAGCAUCAAUUUGCUCCACACCGAGAAAAGCAGGCCAACAUCCAAACAUGUCAGACUGGAAGCGUCAAACCCUAGAUGCGCACAAUAUCUUCCGGAAGGAGCAUGGAGUGUGCGCGUUGCAGUGGAGUGAUGAGUGCUACAAAGCCGCCAAAGCACAAGCCAACGCAUGUCAAGCGAGAAGGUGUAUGUUUCACGGCACGACCUCUGGGCCUUCCGGGGACCAUGGGCAAAACAUUUACUGGUGCAGCGCCCCUGGAUCUUCGGCCCAGGAGAUGGUGAAGGUGUGGUACGAUGAAAUUGAGCAGUAUGACUUUGGCGCGGCGACCUUUCACGAAGGGACCGGGCACUUCACGCAGGUGGUUUGGAAAGGGACCACCCAUGUGGGAAUGGCUUGCUCAGAUGAUGGGAGAUUCUGCGUGGCGAACUAUUUCCCAGCCGGCAAUGUGAUGGGGCGCUUUCGGCAGAAUGUUCUACCGCGAGGCAGUCCAUACGUCGCUGAGAAGGAGAAGCCAAAACCUCCUGCACGAAGGAUAAGCUGGAGCGGUGUCUCAAGUGGCCCUGGGCAAGCACCAGGAGGCCCACGCCGCAGUGGACGUGCCGAGGCUCCACACUUGAAUGACUUGCAAGCCUUUUUCAAGGACUUCCAGGACCUCCAGGUCUCCAAGGACACGACCAGCUCGAAGCGGCACUCCGGCUAUGGCGGCUAUGGCGGUGUGGUGCAAAGCUUUUCCAGAGAAGCACGGGACACCUCCGGCACCUCGACACGGAGGAGUCGAAGCACUGGUUACGGCGGCACAACAACCACUGUGACCAGGAGCGUGCGCCAUGAUGGAAGUGUUGUGACCACGACCAAGACCACCACUGUGAGGAUGGUCCGCGGAUAG
Molecule: messenger RNA, 930 nt
Organism: Durusdinium trenchii
Lineage: Eukaryota; Dinophyceae; Suessiales; Symbiodiniaceae
Source: the annotation of a GenBank genome assembly